Messenger RNA from Ornithorhynchus anatinus (platypus), 2060 nucleotides. It is a transcript of the gene RAB11A, whose product is annotated as RAB11A, member RAS oncogene family. Gene Ontology annotation, molecular function: GTP binding; GTPase activity. Gene Ontology annotation, biological process: melanosome transport; exocytosis; neurotransmitter receptor transport, endosome to postsynaptic membrane. Gene Ontology annotation, cellular component: postsynaptic recycling endosome; axon; transport vesicle. NCBI's taxonomy places the organism in Eukaryota, Metazoa, Chordata, Mammalia, Monotremata, Ornithorhynchidae. The record is from RefSeq and is a predicted model, not a curated record. The transcript is spliced from 5 exons. The coding region runs from base 169 to 819 and encodes 216 amino acids.
CUCCUCCUCCUCCUCCUCCUCCUCCUCCUCCUCCCUCGUCGGCUCGUCCGCUCCGGUCGAAGGCGGCGGCGGCGCUCACCGCUCACCGCUCACCUCCUCCCUGCCUCCUUCCGUCCCUGCCCCGUCCCCCCUGGGUCGGCCUCGGCCGCCGGGCUCCCCGGCCGCGCCAUGGGCACCCGCGACGACGAGUACGAUUAUCUCUUCAAAGUGGUCCUCAUCGGAGACUCCGGAGUGGGCAAGAGUAACCUCCUGUCACGAUUCACCCGCAAUGAGUUUAACCUGGAGAGCAAGAGCACGAUCGGCGUGGAGUUUGCCACCAGGAGCAUCCAGGUGGACGGGAAGACCAUCAAGGCGCAGAUCUGGGACACGGCGGGGCAGGAGCGCUACCGAGCCAUCACCUCAGCGUACUACCGCGGAGCCGUGGGGGCCCUGCUGGUGUACGACAUCGCCAAGCACCUCACGUACGAGAACGUGGAGCGGUGGCUGAAAGAGCUGCGGGACCACGCGGACAGCAACAUCGUCAUCAUGCUCGUGGGGAACAAGAGUGACUUGCGCCACCUGAGAGCCGUGCCCACGGACGAAGCCCGCGCCUUCGCAGAAAAGAAUGGUCUAUCAUUUAUCGAGACGUCGGCUUUAGACUCUACAAACGUAGAAGCUGCCUUCCAGACAAUCCUGACAGAGAUCUAUCGCAUCGUGUCGCAGAAGCAGAUGUCAGACCGGCGCGAAAACGACAUGUCUCCGAGCAACAACGUGGUCCCCAUCCACGUCCCGCCCACCACCGAGAACAAGCCCAAGGUGCAGUGCUGUCAGAAUAUCUGAGGCUGUCCGGCUCUCCCCCAGAAGGCUGUUGUAUAGUCCGUCGCCCGGCUCCGAGAUUUAAAUAUAUUUGUAAUUCUUGUGCUCACCCUUUUUUUUCCCCCCUUCUUCCCCCCUCCCCUUUUUCGGUGUGUGUCCCAUGAUCUCCCCCUCUGAAUCCUCUCCACGACCUCGGUCUUGUUGAUUUGAGUCUUAUAAAAUCACCCACCCGCCUCCCCAAGUGACAGCGGCUUCUCCCCCCGCCCGGCGCUCACCAGGCCUAGUUGAAUUAAACGUUCGGAUUCCUCAAAUCUCCCGCCGCUCGCCCUCCGACCCAGCGACCCACCUCCGCAGACUGAGAAAACCGGGACCCAGCCGCGCCUUAAUAACCAGCGAGCGGCUUAGGGAGACCGGGGAGCCCCGGCGGUCUCCGGGUCGGGAGCCGCCCCACCGGACGGUCCUCGCCGCUGCGGGGUUUUCGAACGCACGUAAGAGGAGUAAACCCGAGCCGGGUCACGAGGCCCGCCGAUAUGGCCGAGCGGCUUCUCCCCGGGCCGCCGAGCGGGCGUCGGGCAGGGCGUCUUACGGUUUCUCGGGUCACCCGGCGUUGGGGUUCCGACGGGAAUCGGGGCGAGGCGGGGGUGGAGCUGGGGGGCGGCACCAGAGCCUUCCUGGAGGGAAGGAACAGGCCCCCGACCCGACAGGGGGCUCGGCGACUCACAUCCGGUCCACUCCAAGCCACUCUCCCACCCCCGGCCGAUUCCGGGCUUGUAGUCGAACGGACGGAAUGGUGGGGGGGAGGGGGCCGAUUCCUCACCGCCCCCCCCCCCCCGCCCACUCCCCCGCAGAAGCAUGCACGGACCACUACGCUCCCUGUCUUCCUUUCCGGGAUGACUGCAAGCACUUAAAACCUACAGAGUCGGGGAGGGGGCCCUCCCCGGCCCCGCGGGGGGACGGGGGCGGGCGCGGGGGUCCCGGCCGGCCCGGCCUCUCGCGGUGCUCAUGACGUGCGGGGCCCACGGACGGCAUCGCCGGAGCCCGGUCCUCGGUCUUCCCCGCCGAGCCGAGCCGCCGCGGCCCUCCGUUCCGAGGACGCUCUCGAUCGAUUUGUAAAUUGCUACUUUGUAUUUUAUGCAUGUACUGUACCUUGACUCCUCUUUUUUUCUUUUUCUUUUUGGUUUUAAUUUUAGAUAUUGAUUUAAAAAUCUACUCCUUCCCAUUCGCGCUAAUAAACAGUUCCGGGGGGACGAGUCCCUUUGUGGUCA